AUGCAUUUGGAAGAUGGUGGAUUUAAAGGUGGAAACCAAACUGGAAGCCAAAAUCAAACUGUGGUACUAGACUUCAUCCUCCUGGGGUUUGGUAAUCUUCAUGGGCUAAGGAUCCCCACCUUCGUGAUAUUUCUUGCGGUCUAUAUAGUAACCGUCACAGGGAAUAUCAUGAUCAUGCUGAUAGUGUUAACUGAUCGUAACCUUCAUAACCCCAUGUACUUCUUCCUAGGAAAUCUCUCCUUCUUGGAAAUAUGGUACACUACCAGUGUGGUCCCAAAGAUGCUGAAAACAUUUCUAACCAUCCAUGAAGCCAUUUCUUUCUCAGCUUGCCUCCUUCAGUUUUAUAUCUUUGGUUCAUUGGCAGUUGCUGAGUGUUUCCUCUUAGCUGCUAUGUCCUAUGAUCGUUACGUUGCCAUAUGCCAUCCAUUGCAUUACACAAACCUUAUGAAUUUCAGGGUGUGUGUUCGGCUAGCAGUAGGAUCCUGGGUUGGUGGGUUCCUCUCCUUGGUGGUCACCAUGCCAAUGGUUUCCAUGUUGCCUUUCUGUGCUUCUAAUGAGAUUGAUCAUUUCUUCUGUGAUUUGGCACCCGUCGUAAAACUCGCCUGUGGAGACACACUAAUAGUGAGGAUCCCAGCUUUCAUUAUUGCCUCCCUCGUGUCAUUCUCUCCAUUCCUUCUAACCAUUCUGUCCUACUAUAAAAUCAUUUCCAACAUCCUCAAGAUUCCAUCCACCAGAGGCAAACAGAAAGCUUUUGCCACCUGCUCCUCACAUCUCAUUGUCGUUACAGUGUUCUAUGGGACAUUGAUGGUGGUAUAUGCUGUGCCUACAACAACCUGGUGUCCAAACCUAAGUAAAGUUUUUUCUGUGCUCUAUGCAGUAGGAACACCAAUGCUUAAUCCUAUUAUAUACAGCCUGAGGAACAAGGAAGUACAAAAUGCAUUGAGGAAGCUGUUGAAAAGAAACCCCUCAUUAACACAAAACAAGUGA
Messenger RNA from Hemicordylus capensis (graceful crag lizard), 987 nucleotides. RefSeq names its product olfactory receptor 6B1-like. Bases 1 to 987 code for a protein of 328 amino acids. Gene Ontology annotation, molecular function: olfactory receptor activity; G protein-coupled receptor activity. Gene Ontology annotation, cellular component: membrane. The record is from RefSeq and is a predicted model, not a curated record. NCBI's taxonomy places the organism in Eukaryota, Metazoa, Chordata, Lepidosauria, Squamata, Cordylidae. The transcript is spliced from 2 exons. Gene Ontology annotation, biological process: G protein-coupled receptor signaling pathway.